CAGAGGGAUUAAGAAGGGGAGAGAGCUGGAGAUACAGCAGGUGAAAGUAAGGGAGAGGAUUACUGGAUCGGCGAGGAGCACGAUAUGUAAAGAUCGCGAGUUGAUUUUUGAAAGAAAUGGUUUAAACCCUAGCGUGAAUUAAUGAGAUUUACUGUUGUAGUCACGAUUGAGUAGCAUAUGAAUGAUUUCAUGCAAGAAAACGAACAUUUGCAGAUUAUAAGGAAAUUCCUCAGGCUGUGCCCUAAAUCCAAAAUUUUGAAAAUAAACUUCUACAAAAGGUUAUAGCUUUUUGCUCAUUUUAGAUGGAGAGUACUCACACAAGGAAGAGACUUCGUCUUGCAUGGGAUGUGGCACCAACCAAUCGAGAGGUGUUUCUUGUGCCCCAUGAUAUUAGGGCGGAUAGGUUUGACACAACGGUUUCAACAGCUCGUAGGGCUUCACCGCCAUGGAGGGAAGAUGAUCAAGAGGGGCAUUAUGUUUUUGAUCUUGGAGAGAACCUCACCCCUCGAUAUAAAAUUCUUAGCAAGAUUGGGGAAGGUACAUUUGGCCGUGUUUUGGAGUGUUGGGAUAGGGAACUACGUGAGUAUGUAGCUAUCAAGGUGGUUCGGAGCUUGCGAAAAUAUCGCCAUGCUGCAAUGAUCGAAAUUGAUGUUCUUAAUAGCCUGUCUAAGAAUGAUCGUGAAGGAUCCCGUUGCGUCCAGAUUCAAAGGUGGUUUGACUAUCGGAACCACAUAUGCAUUGUGUGUGAGAAGCUUGGGCCAAGCUUAUAUGAUUUCUUAAGGAAAAAUAAAUACUGCCCAUUUCCUGUGGAACUCGUUCGAGAGUUCGGACGCCAGCUUUUGGAAGCUGUUGCAUAUAUGCAUGAUUUACAACUUAUUCACACUGAUCUGAAGCCAGAAAACAUUCUUCUUGUGUCUUCUGAAUAUAUAAAAGUUCCAACCUGCAAGAGAUAUUCACAAGAUGAGAUCCAAUUCAGGUACUUGCCGAAGUCAAGUGCCAUAAAGCUGAUUGAUUUUGGUAGUACUGCAUUUGAGAAUCACGAUCAUAACUCGAUUGUUUCGACGAGGCAUUACAGGGCGCCUGAGAUUAUUUUAGGUUUGGGAUGGCAUUAUCCUUGUGAUAUUUGGAGCAUUGGUUGUAUACUCGUUGAGCUUUGUACGGGUGAAGCAUUGUUUCAAACUCAUGAGAAUUUAGAGCACCUUGCGAUGAUGGAAAGAGUUUUGGGACCAAUGCCGGAGCAUAUGGUUAGAGGAUCCAAUAGUUCUGCAUCGAAAUAUUUCAAACGUGGGGCCCAUUUGAACUGGCCGGAAGGAGCCGUGUCGAGGGAGAGCAUCAGGGCUGUUAGAAAACUCGACAAACUUGAGGAUUUAAUUUCUCGACACCUGGAAUACUCCAGAUCAUCAAUAACGGAUCUAUUAUACGGGCUGCUCAGAUUCGAACCAGCCGAGCGUCUAACUGCUCGAGAAGCCCUGCAGCAUCCCUUCUUCAACGAUCAAACGUGAUUAGCUCACUCCUCCUGAAUUCAGCAGCAGCUUAUAACUUGGCGCAUUGUGUGUCACAUUGCAUAUAUUGCCUUUUUGCGUCAAAGCCCUUAUGGUUCCAGGUAUUUAUGCAGGCUUUCAUAUUUUCUUUUCAUACUUAUCUGGAAUUGUAAUGUUAUUUACAAUUUAGUCUGGAAAAUUAGGGUUUUGAAUCAGAAAAUUGGGUGGUUGAAUAAACCAAAA
This is a messenger RNA of Phalaenopsis equestris, 1724 nucleotides long. RefSeq names its product serine/threonine-protein kinase AFC3. The coding region runs from base 303 to 1502 and encodes 399 amino acids. The record is from RefSeq and is a predicted model, not a curated record. Gene Ontology annotation, biological process: protein phosphorylation. Gene Ontology annotation, molecular function: ATP binding; protein kinase activity. The transcript is spliced from 14 exons. Lineage: Eukaryota; Viridiplantae; Streptophyta; Magnoliopsida; Asparagales; Orchidaceae. Gene Ontology annotation, cellular component: nucleus.